CGCAGAUUGACGGCUUUGGCGGGCGGGCAGCUUUUUACAUUAAACCUGCAUAAUUUGCACAAUCUGUCUGUCACCGACGUCACUGGGGCUUUUUCCACGGCUUUCGCCAAACCCAUCUCCAUAUACCCCGGGGCCGCCGUACACGAUUCCAAACACACAACGUAUAUACAGCACUCGUCGUCCGAACUCGACAUUGUCCUGGAACUAGCACACCUCAUCGUGAACAACGGCAUAUCCAACGACUCCCGCUGCGAAGCGAGAACCUCCGCCCGUCAUGACGACCUACAUCCCGCACCUCACCCUGCCGGCCGCGCUCUUCCACAACGCCGCCGCCUCCAUCCUCCUCCCCAUCGUCGCCGGCUCCGCGGUCGGCUACGCCACCAGCCCGAAGAAGACCCAGAAGACCUACAUGGAGCUGCGACAGCCGCCGCUGCGCCCUCCGCCGUGGCUCUUCGGCCCGGUGUGGACGGCCCUCUACGGCACCAUGGGCUGGGCCGCAUACCGGGCCUGGACGACCGGCAUCAACAGCCUGAACCCGGAGACCGUCGCGCUGACCAAGCAGGGCGCGACGCUGUACACGAUCCAGCUGGCGUUGAACCUCAUCUGGAUGCCCAUCUUCUUCCACUUCAAGCGCCCCGUCGAAGCCUCCCUCGACAUCGUCGCCCUCACCGGCACCGUCGGCUACCUCGCCCACGUCUGGAGCAAAGUCGACGAGACCGCCGCCUACGCCCUGGUCCCCUACCUCGCCUGGCUGAGCUUCGCCAACUACCUCUGCAUCGGCACCGGCUACCUGAACAACUGGAACUUCCAGGACAAGGAGGUGCCCAAGGCGGACAAGCCCGCCGGCACGAAAUAUGUGGAUGAGAAGCCUUGAGCGUAGACCGAAGAAGGAGGAGGAGGAGGAGGAGGAG
Molecule: messenger RNA, 911 nt
Organism: Dissoconium aciculare CBS 342.82
Lineage: Eukaryota; Fungi; Ascomycota; Dothideomycetes; Mycosphaerellales; Dissoconiaceae
Exons: 2
Coding region: 275-874 (199 amino acids)
Cellular component (GO): mitochondrial outer membrane
Source: RefSeq, a predicted model, not a curated record